This is a messenger RNA of Gadus chalcogrammus (walleye pollock), 2317 nucleotides long. RefSeq lists its product as uncharacterized. Gene Ontology annotation, biological process: protein ubiquitination. The transcript has 12 exons. The record is from RefSeq and is a predicted model, not a curated record. The coding region runs from base 11 to 1570 and encodes 519 amino acids. Lineage: Eukaryota; Metazoa; Chordata; Actinopteri; Gadiformes; Gadidae. Gene Ontology annotation, molecular function: ubiquitin-protein transferase activity.
GGAGAGAGCCAUGGAUAGAGAAGAUACUGCUAAGCCUGCCUCCUUCUGUCAGAAGAUACAACCUUUGGAUAUCUCACGACGACAUGCUUGGAGAGAAGUGCUGAUGGAUACCAGUUCCUCCAUGGUGGAGGAAUGCUAUGGUGAACUGAAAAUGAAGAAGAUGGACGCUGUGAAGGAGCUGUUUGACAGUUUUGCAACAAGGACCAUGGCCUAUGAUUUCCAUCACGUGAUUGGCCUUGCGAGCUUCAGCUCAAAAGUGACCGUCAUACAUACAUUUACUGAAAAUCUGGAAAAGUUCAAGGAGCAUCUGCGUGAGCUUCAACCAAGUGGAUCCACUCUUCUGUACGAUGCCCUACAACGUGGAGUCAAAGAACUGAUCACAGUGAAGCAGAGGUUCCCUCAAUGUAGACUCCGCAUCAUAUGUCUUACGGAUGGAAACGAUUUGGGGUCGAUGGCAAAAACUGAAACCGUUACAAUCAAUCUGAUCGAAUACAACAUCGUUCUGGAUUCCAUCCUGCUCGGAGAUGUAGACAACCACACACUUCACGGAAUCAGCAAUGCCACAGGAGGUUGUUGUUUCAAGCCUGAAACAAGCAGGGAUGGCCUGAAACUUUUUGAGAUUGAAACGGUUCUCUCUCUGGAAAUGCGAAAACCUAAGGAAAAACUAGAUCCAUCCGCCAUCACAAGCGAGAGUGUUUUAAGUAGCAUCUUUGCACAACACGGCUACGAUGACCUCCCAGAGACUACUCUGCCAAGCAAUUUCAACGACAAAGUGACCGUGACAGAGAAUGCAUUAAAAAAUAAUAUCCAGGAAUCUAAGAAAUCGAAAUUGAUGGAGAAGGACAAACGUAUACUAGAGGAGUUGAGACGCUUACACUGUGAGCCUCAUCCCUACUUCACCAUCUUCCCCUCCGAGUCCGACUUCACUUUUUGGAAGAAUCUGAUGCAGGGUCCUCCUGACACACCUUAUGAAAAGGGGGUCUUUGAGCUGUACUGUCAGUUUGACAAGGACUACCCAGUGAAACCUCCUACAAUCCGCUUCUCCACGCAUGUGUACCACUGCAACAUCAACAAUUCUGGACGGAUAUGUCACCACAUAUUUGACCGCAGCUACAAUGCCCAUGUCACCAUGAGGGAGAUCCUGGAAGCCAUCUAUGGACUGCUCAUCGCCCCUGAAGCUGAAGACCCAUUAGACAGCAUUUUGGCUGAGGAAUUCCUAUCCAGCAAGGACAAGUAUGAACAAGAAGCCAAGGAACACGCCGCGAAAACCGCAGCCAAGUCCUUCAAUGACAAGGAGCGGGAAUUGGUCGGUCGGGGUUCUGUUCCGAAGAACACACCCCAACAUCUGAAAUGUCCACUCAGCAAGAGGAUAUUUGUUGAGCCUGUUAGAACAAAGUAUGGGACAGUAUACGAGCGUAAGGCCAUCGAGGAACACCUUAAAACAAAACCAUUUGAUCCACAAAUGGGGAAAAAACGUCCACUCCAGACUAGUGACCUUCAACAAGAUCGAGAUAUGAAGAAAAUGGUGAGGGAGCACAAGGUUCGUCAGAUUCAACCAGCAGGGCCUUGAAACGUUAGGCUAAAUGUGCCUUGUUUAUCACUAGUUCAGAAGAAAUCGGUCAUGGAGAGUGUUUUUUUUUCUGUUGACAAGCAUUACCAAAACAGAGCAUCUCAUUGUAACAGUUUAAUCACAUUAUUGUUGCUUAUAAAAAAAUAUGUUUUCUCUUUUUUUUGUUAUCUUUCAAAUAUACCUACUGUAGUCUGAUGAGGAACAAGCUUUAGUUGGGCUAUUUAACGCAGACAUUAAUGCGGAACUACUACUGGUCAUCAGUAUGAAUGUUCAUUUGUAAGACAUGCCCUUGUUUAUUGUUAUUUCUCAUGCAAAAAUGCAGUGUCUCUUCAUUCCAUGUGAAAACAUUGAACAUGUGAGGCCUCUCUAGGCCUUCUGUCAUGUUUGAUUCCUGUGUACUCUUUAAAUAAUCUUGUUUUGUUAUAAAACAAAUGUUUUGGGAAUUCUAUAAUCUUUCGGUCAUGUUUGAUUCAUUUAUACUCAUUAACAGUUUAUCCUUGUUAUUUGUAAUAUUGUUAUGAUCAUCAACGCUGAGUAGGAUGCUCCAAUACCAGCAUGUUGUUAUUAUCACUUAACCAACCGAUAUUGUUGGUCAAAUAAAUAGUUAUGUGAUUUGAAAUGCGUGCCUCAUUCAAUCCUCCAAUAUUUUGUUCAUUUUGGAAGCUUCAGAAUAUGACACAUCUACAUCUCAUCAGAAUACUGGAUACUGAAUAAUGCCUUUAUAAUUCAUAGUAGGCCUACCUUGAU